AGACAAACAUUCAUUUCUGUCUGCGCGAUCACGACGGAUCCGAGAUUCGACGUGCAAUUGAACCCGGCAUCUCGUCUCUGCAAAUCACUCCCCUCCCCCGAAAACAACUAUCCGCGCAAUCCACGAGAAACCGACAAGGCUUUCGAGUCACCAGAUUCCCCUUAUGACUUCCACUGCGGGUCAAUCGAACCAAAACCCGGCGUCAACCCCCUCAGCUCCCGCAGCCCCGUCGUAUGCUUCCGCAGCCGGUGCGAACAAGAAGCCUACAUCGACGCCGCUGAUCGCGACGGGCUCUCACCCGCCCGUGGUGGUUGGUUCUUCUGCAGCUGCUGCCCAGAAUGGCAAGCCCUCAGCUGGCCCGCCGCUGAACGGCAGACCCAACAUUACACCAGCGAUUCCCGUCGCAGCUCCACCUGUCGCCCGUGGCAGCUCAAUCGCCAACGGCGGAGCAGCCGACCACGCUCGGAAGAGCUCGGUCACCAUCAGCGCUAAUGCCCCGGCCAGCCACAUUGCAAACGGCGGUCCCGUCGGCGGCCGCGACUCAAUUAGGUUUGGCUUCGACGGCUCCCCUGCUGUCGCCCAUAGCACACCCCAGAUAGGUGGUGCUGCGCCGAUUCCCAUUCCCGGAAGCGGAAACCCCAGGAUUCCAUCUCCGGCAAAUUCGCCCUCACCCAUCCCCCAGAUUCCGCAGCAGAGCGGCGGUCAGCGGGCUCCGUCAAUGACGCAAGUGCCGCCUCCCACCUUCGGAAGCUUUCCGGGUGAUAACGAUCGUCACAUGAAGCAACAUAACCCAGUCGCUAUGGGCCAAAGCCCCCAUGCUCGACGCGAUUCCCAGGUAUCCAGCCAUGGUGAGGGUGUCGGCCAUGGCGGUCCAAGCCACGGCCGUGGUGGGUACCAGGGCCAAGGUCGCGGACGCGGGAAUUAUAACCCACAAUAUAACAACUCCAACAUGGGCUACCCUCCCGGGCGGAACUUCUCCGGCAACAGCGCGGGCCGCGGCGGCGUGCCGCCUUAUCAUCAAGGCCGCGGCGGAAUGCAGCAGUUCCCCAACUCACCGCAACCACCUCGAGCCAGCCCAGCCGCUACUCCAACCAUGUCUCAUGGCACACCUGCCAUUCCUCCCGCGAUGGGUCCUCCUGGCCCACACUUCUAUCCAAACAUGUACCCACAACAAAUGCCCCCUGCUUAUGGCAUGCCGCCCGAGUUCCGCAUGGGCUACCCGCCAUACGGCAACCAGCAGAUGCAGCAGAUGCCGUACAUGGGACAGCAUCCUCAAUUCGCACCAACUGCUCACCCGCAGUUUGUCCCUCCCCCUUAUGGGCCGGGUCAGCCGGCUGCUCCCCCUAUGUCUCGUAACGCCUCACAGGUUUCGGACCGGCCCGUGUCGAGCACCGGACAAAACCAAGCCCCCGUCAUCGCCCAAGGCACUCCGCAGCAGCGCCCGGCUCAGGCGGCACCCCCAGCGAUUGUGUCGUCUUCGACCUUCUCUCGGCCACCCAAACGGAGCGCAGCGAUUGUGAUUAAAGAUGAAGAAGGUAACGUUGUCGACUUGGCUGCUGCGAGGAAGACCCCGGCCUCGCCGUCUCCAGGCAUCCAACAGUCCAAGACCCCUCCCGUUAUUGCCUCGAGCCCCACACCACCGCCUAAGUCCGCGACGCCAUCCCACGGGCGGACUGACAGCACUACAACCAACAAGACAGCAGAGCAGGUACGGAACGAGUUCAAGGACCUAGUGCGGAAGACAGCAGACGUCCCCUCUGAUGCCAAGGCAAAGGAGGACGAGGCUGCCAAGGCGGCGGGAGAGAAAGCUGCUGCUGAGAAGGCCGCUGCUGAGAAGGCCGCCGCCGAAAAGGAGGCUGCCGAAAAGGCUGCCGCGGAAGAAAGGGCUAAGGAGGAGCGGCGGAAGGAGGAAGAGCGUCUUGAGGCUGAGAGGAAAGCGGCUGAAGAGGCCAAGGCUGCUGAAGAGGCCAAGGCGAAAGAGAAGGCAGAGGCAGAGGCCAAGGCUAAGGCAGAAGCGGAGGCUAAGGCCCAGGCAGAGGCUAAGGCCCAGGAAGAUGCCAAGGUCAAAGCCGAGGCUACCGCGCCCGCCGCGGAUGCUCCUCAGGAGCAGAAGAAGCAGGAUGCGCCUCCCGACCCUUCCAAGAUGUCUGAAGAGGAACUCGAGCGCAUGAUCCGCGAGAUGGAAGAGGAGGACGCUCGCCGUGAGAAGGAGCAAGAAGAGAUAUCGGCCAGGAAGAAGGCCCAGCAGGAGGAAGAGAAGAAGCGCCGCGAGGCCGAGAAACUCGAUUCUGCUGAGAACGAUCGGAGGCUUCGCGAGCAAGAGCGAGAGAUGGAGAGGCUCGAGGAGGAGCGCGAGCGCCGGCGCAAGGAGAACGAGGCCAAGGGUCAGACGGAGUCGAUCUCGGAGCUUCUCUCGAAGAAGAUUGACGAUUUGAAACUGUCCGAAAAGAAGGAGACGGUUGAGAAGCCAGGCAGCCCCGCCGAUACAAGCUCAGGCGUAAGCGCCAAACCAAGUGCCGACAAGUUCAAGAGCAGGCCUGGCCCUCUCAAUUUGACACCUCUCAAGACGACGCCGGUUGAGGCGCCUCAACCGAGCGCGGCGCUUCAGUCCCUCCGUUCCGCCCGUUUCUUGCCCGCGGUGGAAUACAAUAUCUACCCCGAAGGCAUCGCCUCGCCUAACCCCGCCCUUAAUGCUGCGGUCCAUAAGAAGGGCAAGAUCUUCAAGUACGACGCACAGUUCCUUCUGCAGUUCCAGAAGGUCUUCACUGAGCAGCCGUCAUUGGAAUUCCACCAGCAGGUCAAGGCUCUCAUUGGAGAUUCGGACGGCUCCCGUUCCGCCUCUGCUCGGACUCCGGGCGGCGGUUCCGGCAGACAAGCCUCACGGGGCGGCUCCUCAUCCGUUUUCCCUCCCGGUCCCAUGGGCCAGUUCGCGGCGGCAAGAACUUUACCGCCGGGAAGUACCUCGGAUGACAGGUUCGCCAUGUCUCAAGGCAACAUGUCAAGACCCGGUAUGGGCUCUAUGGCUUCCUUCAACCGCGCGGGUGGCUUCCCCGGCCAGAUGAGCAGGACACCUUCUUUUGGUCCCGGAGGCUUGCCUUCACCCCGGACCGGCAGCAGACGUGGGAAUGAGAGCAGAAAGAAUCACAGCAACGCCAAGGAGGUACAGGCUGCUAAGAACAUGCCGCUUACCGCUGGCCAAGAAGUUAAGCCCAUCACUGUGUCGGCAUCAGGCUGGAAGCCGAUGAGCCUUGUCAACAAGACUGCCCAAGCCCCGGCAGGACAUCUUGAUCCUGAGACGGUGCAGCGCAAGGUCAAGGGAGCGCUGAACAAGAUGACACCUGAGAACUUCGACAGGAUCUCGGAUCAGAUCCUUGAAAUCGCCGGACAGUCCAAGAACGAGCAGGACGGUCGCACACUGCGGCAGGUUAUCCAACUAACGUUCGAGAAGGCCACUGACGAGGCCCACUGGGCAGGCAUGUAUGCCAGGUUCUGCAGGCGCAUGCUUGACACGAUUAAUCCGGAGAUUCGUGACGAGAGCAUCCUCGACAAGAAUGGCAAUGUGGUUUCCGGCCCCGCCCUUUUCCGCAAGUAUCUGUUGAACAGAUGCCAGGUAGAAUUUGAGCGUGGCUGGAAGGUCAACUUGCCUCAACCCAAGGAAGGAGAGGACAAGCAGGCAACUUUGUUGUCUGACGAGUACUACGCCGCCGCGGCCGCCAAGCGGCGUGGAUUAGGUCUUGUCCAGUUCAUCGGCGAGCUCUACAAGCUCAACAUGCUCACGGAGCGCAUCAUGCAUGAGUGCGUGCGCAAGCUGCUCGAAUUUACCGGGGUGCCUGACGAGGCCGAGAUUGAGUCUCUUACCAAGCUGUUGAGGACUAUCGGUGGCAAUCUGGACGCCCCCGACAAGGGCGAGAAGGAACGGGCCUUGAUGGAGGCUUACUUCCAGCGCAUCAACUCCAUUAUUCAACUUCCUGGGCUGCCUAGUCGUCUCAAGUUCAUGCUCAUGGACAUUGUUGAUCUGCGCAAGGCCGGUUGGGUCUCCAAGGAGGCGAAUAAGGGCCCCAAGACUCUUGAGGAAGUUCGGGCUGAGGCCGAAGCAGCGGCUGCCCAGAAAGCAGCGGAGAGCGCGCGCAGCAGCCAGCGUGGCGGUCCUGGGGGCCGGCCGACCGGUGGUCGGGGGGACUCGAGAAACUUCCCGUACAGCAACCCCACUCCUAACCAGGUCGGUAUGGACGACCUCCGGCGGCUCAAGGGAUCAUCGAGCCGCACAUCGAGCCAGAACCCCUCGCUUGGCGGUCCGACGUCGAUGUUCGCCUCGCGUAGCAGCAGCGGCCGGCGCAUGGGCGGCCCCGGCGGUGCUUUCAGUCGUGCUGGCGAGGACUCGGGCGCUUCUUCCCGCACUGGGACGCCGCCCACCCGUGACCGUGACUCAGUCGCGCAUACAAAUGCAUUUGGACUGCUCGCCGAUACCGGAGACCACCCGGGCUCCCCUCCGUCGACCGCCGCGUCGCCAGCGCUGUCCAAGGCGACCCUAGACACGGUGGCGGCUGGCGAAAACAAGAAGGAGGAUUGAAUGGGCUGCUGAAGCGCUCGCUGAGGGGCGGGGGGUGGUCUUUCCAUUAGUUGACAACAACGGUGUCUUGCAUUCAUGAUCUCAUGCAUAGACCGGGCGGGUUCUUUUUUCCGAGUCAGUUUGCAUUUGCGGGGUGUGUGGGUUCGCGCGAGCCAAAAAAUUGCUUUUGUGUUAUUCCAGUGUUGUGGGUUUUGUGCAAAAAAGUUGGGCGCUUCCCCCUAACUACUACUACUUGCUACUUUACUCU
Molecule: messenger RNA, 4817 nt
Organism: Canariomyces notabilis
Lineage: Eukaryota; Fungi; Ascomycota; Sordariomycetes; Sordariales; Chaetomiaceae
Exons: 5
Coding region: 164-4570 (1468 amino acids)
Cellular component (GO): eukaryotic translation initiation factor 4F complex
Molecular function (GO): protein binding; mRNA binding; translation initiation factor activity
Source: RefSeq, a predicted model, not a curated record